UUAACCUUUCUAUUUUAGCGCCAUUUUCAAGAUGGCUCCAAGAAUGCACUUUUGUAGUUGACUCUCGGAAAUCUUUGGUAGAUAUUUUAUGAGGAAUGUGACCAUAUCUUGAGGCUACGAAUAGGAAGAUCAAAGAAGACAGCACAAUGAGCAAGUCAAAGGAAGCAGCAGCUGCCUCCGCUGUGCUGGAGUAUCUGAAGAAACAGAACCGCCCGUACUCGGCCACGGAUGUGUUCAGUAACCUGCAUAAGGAGUAUGGCAAAACGGCAGUGACCAGGGUACUGGAGGAGCUGGCUCAGAAGGGAAAGAUCAAAGAAAAAGUGUAUGGCAAACAGAAGGUGUACUGUGCAGACCAGAGUGUUUUCCCUGAGGUGAAAGACACAGAGAUGAAAGCGAUGGACCAGCAGAUUACAGAACUGACAGACAAGGUCCACACCUCACAGGCAGCCUACAAGAAGAGGGAGGCUGAGCUGAGAGAUUUGACCAGCUCAAUGACCACUCAAGAGGCCAAGGCUCAACUGGCUGAAGUCACGAAGAAGUGUUCCCAGUACCAGGAGAAACUAGCCAAGCUGAAGUCAGGUGGGAAAACCAUCACUAAGGAAGAAAAAGAAAAGGUGUACAAGGAACAUGAAGCAAUGGUCAAGCAGUGGCGUAAGAGAAAGAGAAUGGCCACAGACAUGCUGGAUGCCAUCUUGGAAGGAUAUCCCAAGAAAAAGAAGGAUCUUUUUGAGGAGAUUGGAAUAGAGACAGAUGAAGAGUGUAAUGUGAAAAUCCCUCAGAGCUGAGACAAGGAAAAAUAAGUAGAAUCUUUGAGUUGGAAUCCUGUUAUCCUCCCAUCUUUGUAGAUAAUAUCCUGCAGAAGCUGCAUAGAAAACAAAGACAGAAAGAUGUUACCAAAAAACAUGCCCAGUUUUUCUCAUAAGUGACUACCAUAAUGAAAUUAAUGUGUAGGAUUUUUUUCCCCAACCCAAACUUGUCUCUGUUUUAAUACUUAACUCAAGGGCAUUUUGUAUCUCUGGUGGAGUAUAUACGUUUUGUAUUGUUCAAUGUAGAAAAUAAACUGUUAGACUACAA
This is a messenger RNA of Branchiostoma belcheri (Belcher's lancelet), 1074 nucleotides long. RefSeq names its product homologous-pairing protein 2 homolog. The record is from RefSeq and is a predicted model, not a curated record. Bases 147 to 785 code for a protein of 212 amino acids. Gene Ontology annotation, molecular function: recombinase activator activity; double-stranded DNA binding. The transcript has 9 exons. Gene Ontology annotation, cellular component: DNA recombinase auxiliary factor complex; condensed nuclear chromosome. Gene Ontology annotation, biological process: meiotic joint molecule formation; homologous chromosome pairing at meiosis; meiotic strand invasion involved in reciprocal meiotic recombination. Lineage: Eukaryota; Metazoa; Chordata; Leptocardii; Amphioxiformes; Branchiostomatidae.